AAAAAACCGGGGGAGAAGCAUAUAGCACACGCGGAACACGGGAGCGGUGGAAGCAAACAACUGAAAUUCCCCAGUCCGGUUCCUUCCGUGCGAUUUGAUCUCGUCGGAGGCGCGGCCGCGGUUCCCCCAAUCCGCCAUCGAAUUCGAUGGCGGCCAACGCCGGCAACAAGAUCCGCAACGCCAAGCUGGUUCUUCUUGGAGAUGUGGGCGCUGGCAAAUCUAGUUUGGUUCUUCGGUUUGUGAAAGGACAGUUUGUCGAAUUCCAGGAAUCAACAAUUGGAGCAGCUUUCUUCUCCCAGACCUUGGCGGUCAAUGAUGAGACUGUUAAGUUUGAAAUCUGGGAUACUGCUGGGCAGGAGAGGUACCAUAGCUUGGCCCCCAUGUACUAUAGGGGUGCUGCUGCUGCCAUCAUUGUCUAUGACAUCACGAAUCCGGCCUCCUUCACUCGUGCGAAGAAAUGGGUCCAAGAACUUCAAGCUCAAGGAAACCCGAAUACAAUAGUGGCUCUUGCUGGCAACAAAGCUGAUAUGCUAGACGCAAGGCAGGUGCCAGCAGAGGAAGCAAAAACGUAUGCACAGGAGAAUGGACUUUUCUUCAUGGAGACAUCUGCCAAAACUGCAAUCAAUGUGAAUGACAUAUUUUAUGAGAUCGCAAAGAGACUGCUUCAAGGGCAACAGGAUCCAAGCCCACAGGCUGGAAUGGUUCUGAACCAGAGACCAAAUGAGAGAAUGGUCAGCAGUUCUUCAUGCUGCUCUUGAAUCUGUGUUUCAACCUCAUGCUGCCAUUGUGAAAUGUACCGGAGGAAGUUAAACAAAACAUCCCAGUCUUCUGUGUGGCUGCAUUCCAGCCUGAUAAUGCUCCAGCUUCCCUCUUCUUUCUUCUCAUGUGUUUGUCAUGUAAAUGUCAAUACUAGAAUAUCACUGCACGGAUAGUGUUACUGAAGUGUUGAUUGUGCUCUUAUCAUAUGAUUGCGCCCACUCCUUCCAGAUUUGCAUA
Messenger RNA from Panicum hallii, 996 nucleotides. RefSeq names its product ras-related protein RABF2b-like. The transcript is spliced from 7 exons. Gene Ontology annotation, molecular function: GTPase activity; GTP binding. Bases 147 to 758 code for a protein of 203 amino acids. The record is from RefSeq and is a predicted model, not a curated record. Lineage: Eukaryota; Viridiplantae; Streptophyta; Magnoliopsida; Poales; Poaceae.